UGCUGCUCCACGGCCGAUAAGCUCAUGGCAAUCGCCUCUAGCUGCCGAUACAGACCAGUGCCAUUAAUAUUACGGUUUACGGAGUAUUCAUUAGAGGAUGAAAAGGAGUGGGCAGAGUGGCCGACCAGAGCGCAAUCCCCUGUCCUGAUUUUACUUAAUCGUUUUCUUCUCUUUCCUCCAACUAGGCCAGCCUUUUCGAACCCCGCCUUCGCCCUCGUGAAUCGCCGUCUCGCUGAGUGGCGCCGUGGCUUGACCUCCCUCCCUCUUUGUCCCUUCGCAUUCGACCUCACCUACUGUUCUGGCGAGUCCCGCCAUGGGACUUUGGGACAAUCACGAUGCAGCAACGUCGAGAUGAGAUUCUUGCCAAAAAGGCGAAGCUCGCAGAGCUUAAGCGCCAGAGGGAGCUUCGGGCUACCAGCCAGACGCCGUACAAUCGCACUGGCAUGAGCUCGCCCAGCGAGCUAGUAUCACCGACACCACGAGGAGACAGCCGCCGCGAGAUCGAAACCCUCAUUGACAGCUUGGUCGGUAGCAGCAGACCCAGCUCGAUUGGGACGGGACCCCCUGGAUCGCCCGCGCAUCGUGGAAGCAGGCCGAAUAGUGUGCUCAGUGGUGGUGAAAUCAGCAAUGUGACUUCUGAAUGGACAGCUUCCUUGACUGGACAAGGCGGACAAGCUACACCAGGCCCUACACCUGUGACACUGAGCCUUACGACAGUUCCCCUGACAACCGUUUACGAAUGUCCACCGAGCCCUGUCAAGGAGGUCUUUUCUUACAGCAAAGGUGUACAAACUACGGAUGAAUGGGCCACCCCUACUAGGACAAGGGCCCAAUCGAUGGCGUCCGAUGCAGAUGACUUCAUGGGUCCGACUUCAACGCCGAACAAGAGGCUAAGCAGGAAGGAGCGUGACCGAGAGGAGGAACUGCGCCAAAAGAUUAGAUUCGAGGUGGAGGAAGAGCUGCGAGCAACCAAAGAGCUUUUGGCCGAGGGUGGUACCGCGGCACAAAACUUUUCCUCAACCAACUAUCCUAUUAGAGAACUUACUGCCGAAGAACUGGAAGCCGUCACUCACUCAGACGAAUUUGUAGAUUUCCUAGAGCAGUCGACAAAGGUCAUCGAGAGAGCCCUGGACCAAGAGACCUAUGAUAUCCUUACCGACUAUGCCCUACACGGCAAGGACCUCGAAGACAAAGAUGAAGAAAGCGGUAACACGGGAGGAAAGGGAGGACAUAGAGUCAAGGAGGUGGUGCAAUUCUUCGAUGAUCGUUGGUCUAAAAAGCGAAUGAUUAGCGGGAUAGAUUUCUCACCCAAGUUCAAUGAACUUGUACUCGCAUCCUACACCAAGAAUCCGACAGCACCCCACGAACCGGAUGGGCUCGUCCAGGUCUGGAACAUUCACAUGCACAAUCGGCCAGAAUAUGUCUUUACUGCUCAGUCCGACAUCCUCACCGCAAAAUUCUCACCCUACCACCCCAAUCUCAUCAUUGGCGGCUCGUACAGCGGCCAAGUCUUGCUAUGGGAUACCCGAGCAAAAUCUGCACCGGUUCAGAAGACGCCAUUGACGGGCUACGGCCAUGCCCAUCCUAUCUACUCGGUGGACAUUGUGGGCACGCAAAACGCCAAUAAUAUCAUAUCAUGUUCUACGGAUGGCGUCGUCUGCGGCUGGAGCAUGGAUGUGUUUGCGCAGCCCCAAGAGCUGCUCGAGUUGAAGAACCCCAGCCAGGCCAAGGUGGCGGUUGAGGACGUCAGCCCUACAUCCCUAUCAUUCCCUCAGACGGACCCGACAUUCUUCCUCGUUGGAAGCGAAGAGGGAACAAUAUUCCCCUGCCACAGAUAUGACCGUGCUGGUGCCAAGGCUGGUGUCGACAAGAAGAUUAGCUACAAGGGGCAUGCGGCACCUGUCAUGUCGGUUGACUUCCACCCAGCCAGGGGCCCUGUGGAUCUUGGUGACCUGGCCAUUUCAUCCUCCCUUGACUGGAGCGUCAAGCUCUGGAAGAUUCGUGCUCCCGCGGCCACAUCGACGAUUGGUGCUGGAGAUGGUGCUAUUUCGCCAUUGAUCGAUUUUGUCCGCGAGGACGUCGUCUACGAUGCAAGAUGGUCACCUGUGAAGCCCAGCGUCUUUGCCCUCGUAGACGGCGCUGGCUGGCUGGAAUUCUGGGACAUUGCGAUAGACACGGAGGAGCCAGUGUCGAGAAUAACGCCGAGCAGCCGACAGGAUGGAAGGACAAUGCUAUCCAGGAGCUUGAACAAGCUGGCUUGGGAGCCCAACGAUGGCAAACGCAUCGCAACCGGUGGCAUCGACGGUUCUCUUACCGUCUUCGAAGUGGCUAGUGGCUUGGGCGGCAAGGAAGGACUCAAGAAUGAGGAAUGGGCAAAUGUGAAGAAGCUUGUCAACCGAGUGGAAGCCGUGGGCAUGAAUGGGGCGAUGAUGGUUUAGCAUUUUUUUCCUUUCUUUUUGUUUACUGGCACGCAUGGCACCUUAAUUUUUCUUGGAAUCCUGACCUGUGCAAUGAUUGAUGAAGGUGAGCUUAUAUAUGUAUACCCCUAGACAAGUGUGAGGUAGAAAAAAUUGGUAAUGGCAACGGACUAUCGUUUUACAUGUCUAUGUCUAUACAGUAUUUGUUGUACGCCUUUUCUGCUAUUUCUUCUACCUUUAUUAGAGCUGGACAGGGGUUGUGAUGGAGGCGUACCUUGUACUCCGUGGUGGUCGGGUAAGCUCAGGUGCCCGCAUUCUUAGCGUCACGUGAAUCUCCAUAGAGAUGAAGAUUAUUUUUGCCGAGGCGAUUCUUGCU
This is a messenger RNA of Trichoderma harzianum CBS 226.95, 2793 nucleotides long. RefSeq lists its product as hypothetical. Gene Ontology annotation, cellular component: cytoplasmic dynein complex. NCBI's taxonomy places the organism in Eukaryota, Fungi, Ascomycota, Sordariomycetes, Hypocreales, Hypocreaceae. Gene Ontology annotation, biological process: transport along microtubule. The transcript is spliced from 2 exons. Gene Ontology annotation, molecular function: dynein heavy chain binding; dynein light chain binding. The coding region runs from base 336 to 2438 and encodes 700 amino acids. The record is from RefSeq and is a predicted model, not a curated record.